AUGUCGUCUCUCUAUGAGAACUUGCGACAGCUGAUCACAGUAGUGGAUGAGCUGCGGGACGUGGGGCUGUCGCGGUACAUCUCGCUGCCCCGGAUCGCGGCCAUCGGCACGCAGAGCAGCGGGAAGAGCUCCCUCAUCGAGUCCAUCGUGGGGUUGGACUUCCUGCCGCGCGGCGGCGGAGUGGUCACCAGGCGUCCCUUGGAGCUGCGCCUGGUACACCUGAACACCCAGGAAUUCCAAGAAGAUCAGGCAUGGGCGGUCUUCGAGAACAUAGGUGACAAGAAGUACACGAACUUCGACGAUGUGCGGAAGGAGAUCGAGCGCCAGACGGACGCCGUCGCCGGCACGAACAAGGGCAUCGUCAACGACCCCAUUGUCCUCACGGUCUAUGCCACUGGCGCGCCAGACCUGACCCUCAUCGACCUGCCGGGUGUGACUCGGGUGCCAUUGAAGGGAAGCGACCAGGUGGAAGACAUCGAGAAGAUCACGAGGGACAUGACGCUGCACUACAUCAAGGACCCAAGGACGAUCAUCCUAGCGGUGAUCCCGGCGAACCAGGACAUGUCGGUGUCCGACGCCCUGCAGCUGGCGCGGCAGGUGGACCCUCAGGGCAUCAGGUCCAUCGGGGUGAUCACCAAGAUCGACAUCAUGGACCAGGGCACGGACGCGGUGAAGAUGUUGCGGGGGGAGGACAUCCCGUUGCGACUGGGCUAUGUGGGCGUGAAGAUGCGCAACCAGCAGGACAUCAGCACCAGCAAGCCUGUGAAGAUCUCCUUGAAGGAAGAGAGGGAGUGGUUUGAGAGCCACCGGCUCUACAGCAAGCUUCCUCCAGGCUUGGUGGGUAUGGACACCUUGACCGGCAAGCUCACCACGAUCCUCUUCAAGCACAUCCGCAGAUUCCUGCCAGAGAUCAAGAAGGAGAUCAAUGAGAAGCGCAGGCUCACCUUCCUUGGGCUCUUGCCCACUCGGGCGGGAGCUGAUUCCGCAAAGGUUUAA
Molecule: messenger RNA, 996 nt
Organism: Effrenium voratum
Lineage: Eukaryota; Dinophyceae; Suessiales; Symbiodiniaceae
Source: the annotation of a GenBank genome assembly